This is a messenger RNA of Pararge aegeria (speckled wood butterfly), 3297 nucleotides long. Its product is annotated as gelsolin, cytoplasmic-like. NCBI's taxonomy places the organism in Eukaryota, Metazoa, Arthropoda, Insecta, Lepidoptera, Nymphalidae. The transcript is spliced from 19 exons. Gene Ontology annotation, molecular function: actin filament binding; phosphatidylinositol-4,5-bisphosphate binding. Gene Ontology annotation, cellular component: actin cytoskeleton; cytoplasm. Gene Ontology annotation, biological process: actin filament severing; barbed-end actin filament capping; actin polymerization or depolymerization. Bases 106 to 3255 code for a protein of 1049 amino acids. The record is from RefSeq and is a predicted model, not a curated record.
AGUUAUAAGAAUAAAGUCAGUACAUGCCUAACGCUGGUGUAUCAUUGACACGUCCUUACAUGGCGCAGUCGGGAAAUUAACAUUAAAGUAGAAAACUCUGGAAACAUGGAAAGUAUAUUGACGCCGCCGUCUUCGUUUUGUUUUGACAAAAAUGCAUCGGACGCAAAUAACAUUCAUGACAAAUGGAUCAAGUGGAAAAGAAGUUAUGAAAUAUACAGUAAAGCGUGUGAAAUAAAUAAAAAAUCAUUGGAAAUACAGGUGAACAUUUUAUUGCACGUGGUGGGUGAGCAGUGUCGAGAAAUUUUAGAUCAACUGCCAGAGAAAUGCACGACUGUUGAAAACAUAUGGAAAAAGUUGGAUGAACAAUUCAAAACAAAAAGAAACGUAACGGUUGAACGUCAUAGAUUUUUUAUUCGUGAUCAACGUGACAACGAAACUAUCGAGCAGUAUGUGUUUGAGUUGGGAAAAUUAGCUCAAAAUUGUGAGUUUCGUGAUUUGCACGACGAACUGAUCAAAGAUCGGCUGGUGUGUGGCGUUUCAAGUGCAGCCAUUCGUGAACGGUUAUUAAGAGAGGAUGACCUGUCACUAAAAAAGGCGAUGGAUAUUUGCCGUGCUGCCGUGGCAUCCCGAACCUAUUCGGAGAAGAUUAAGCCUGAAAGAGAAGAUAUGCAUAAUGUUCAUCAAGUAAAACAAAUGCAAAAUCACGUUGCACUUGUAAAGUCGAAGAUAUCAUCGUCACGAGGACAAAUAAGAAGCCAGGUACCCGACGACGCAGCGAAGUUCGAGCGAUGGAGUGGAGGGCGCGGCGAUCGCGCGGAGUCGCGUUGCCAGCGCGCUGUUGGGCCGCGCGAGCGCCCCCUGCCGACCAGAGGCCGUGGCGCGAGCCAGUGGCGUUCGAUUGCGGGUUCGAAUAAUCAGUGUAGUUAUUGUGGAAUAGUGCAUAAAAAGUUUGAGUGCCCAGCCUAUGGCCAAAAGUGUGCGCGGUGUUUAAGGAUGAAUCAUUUUGCCCGGGUUUGUGGGGUGAAUUAUAUUGAGGACUCUGAUGAUAAGAAAUUCGAGCCAGUGGCGAUUGAAUCUAAAGUAUACGGAAAAUUUUAUAAUGGCGACUCUUACAUCGUUUUGAAGACAACAGGCGACAACUCUUCUACCCUCUCCUACGAUCUUCAUUUCUGGUUGGGAAGCAAAACUACGCAGGACAAGAAGGGUGCAGCAGCUAUACUGACGAUAACCCUGGAUGACCAGCUCGGAGGGAGAGCUGUUCAUCACAGAGAGGUUCAAGGACACGAGACCAGCCAUUUCCUGGGGUAUUUCCAGCCUGCUAUCAGAUACCUCGAAGGUGGCAAUGAAUCUGGCUUCAAUGAAGUCGAGACCAACGCUGGCGCUGAGAAACGACUUUUACAACUGUCCGGAUGCGAGAACAUGAGGAUUGAGGAGGUACCAGCGGACUCCUCAUCGCUAACUAAAGACCACUGCUUCAUUUUGGAAGUGGAGCACGACAUAUUCGUGCUGAUGCCGGAAGGCGCAAGGGCGACCCAGAGGCGUAAGAUCAUCAGCAUCGCCAACAGUUUGAGAGAUGACUACCAUAAUGGAAGAGCUUCUAUUGAGAUCAUUGACGAAUUCUCAUCUGAUGAAGAUGUUAACCAGUUCUUCGAGGCACUAGGCUCGGGCUCCAAGGAGGAUCUAAUUGAUGACGACUCCACACAAAUGUACACACGUGAAAAUAUGUCAACCGUGUACUUCUACAAAGUGCUUGUGGGUGAUGAAAUUGACUUGGUGCAGAUUAACAAACCAUUCAGGCAAAGACAUCUUUCUUCUGAGGAUGUAUUCAUCUUGGAUACGCCAUGUUCUGGAGUGUAUGUCUGGCUGGGUAAAGACGUGGAUCCUGAGGUGAAGCGAAGCUAUAACAAUAUCGCGCAGCAGUAUUUGGACGUCAAGGGCUAUCCCGCUUGGGUGCCAGUUACCAGGGUAUCAGAGGGUUCAGAGAGCUGCACCUUCAAGCAGUACUUCCACAACUGGGACUCCGUUAAACCUGCAACAACUGGAUCUGUUAAAUCGAUUGCUGCUCAAAUUGAAGCUGGAUUGUUCUCCGGAGAUUCCGAUGACGAGAGCGAGGCGUUUGCGAAGUUCGUGGGUAAAAGCGCUUCUGCAAGAGGCUAUAUGCCUGAUGAAGGUGCCGGAGAGCUUAAAGUCUUCAGGGCUUCAGAAGAACCAGAGGAUAUAACGGAGAGUGUAGCGGAAUCACCCAAGCUUUACCAGAGUGAUGUUUAUGUAGUAAAGUACCAGUACAAGGAUGAAAACGAUGAGGAAGCGACCGUUGUUUACUUGUGGAUAGGUAACACUGCAGAUGAUGACAGCAAGCAAGCUGGUGUAAAACUCGCCGGCGAGCUCGAAGAGGAACUGGAAGGCUACGCAACCAUUGUGAAAAUUCCACAAGGGAAGGAGACCAAGCACUUUUUGAGCAUAUUUAAAGGAAACCUCAUGAUAUUGUGUGGAAGCAAAGACGAUGAAUACAAAACUGAAAACUUCAAGAAGUCCUAUGAUGAAACGGGUGUUCGUCUGUUCAAGGUUGAAGGCACGAAACUAGGAGUCGACAUGCGGGCAAUUCAAAUGCAAGAGACAGCGGACUCUUUAGAGGAAGAUGACAUCUUCAUACUUGAGACCCCAAGCGCUGUUUACGUAUGGAGUGGAAAGGAAUCUAGUGAACAAGAGCAGGAAGCUGCCAAGACCGCAGUUACCUCGUUAGUUGGUGAUGACAAAGAGGUGAUAGAAAUUAACCAAGGUGAAGAGCCUGAGGAAUUUUGGGAAGUUCUAGGAGGACAACCAGAAGAAAAUGUGGAACCUUCAGGGUGGAAAUUUAACGCCAACCGUCGGGUUACCACCCCGCUGUCUCUCACAGCUGUAUCAGUGCGACCUUCGGGCAAGAUCAAGUACGAGGAGCUACCGCCUGGAUUCACUCAAAAGGAUCUAUCAGACGAUGGAGCCUUUAUUCUGGAUGGCGGGGAAGAACUGUAUUUAUGGCUGGGCACGAAUAUUCCAGAGCGUGUCAAGGCUGCUAGACUCCAAAUAAUUGGGGAGUACAUAGAAGACGACGGACUAGAGCGAACGGUGGACUCUGCAAUCGUAGUGACACUGAAACAAGGACGUGAGCCCGCCAUCUUUAAACAGCUGUUCCCCGAGUGGGAAGAUGACUUGUGGGAGAAUCAAGCCUCCUACGAAGAUAUCAAAAAUGAAACCAAAGCAGCUAAUUCAAAGUGAAAAAAAAAACAUUCAUUUUAUAAAAUGAAAUCAACUUUUGAA